AUUUGUACUUAAAUACUCUCAUUCUCCACACAAAUACAUCUCUCUCAAUUUCAACAUGGGCAAAAGACUCUAUUUUCUUUUCACUCUCAUAGCCAUUAUUUCCCUUUCUUUCUUCUCUCAUUUUACCUUUUCGGAUUCCUCGGUAGACGCUUUCGUCUACGGAGGAUGUUCACAAAUAAAAUACACACCAAACUCACCAUACGAAUCGAAUCUCAACUCCCUCCUAACAUCCCUAGUAAACUCAGCAACAUACUCAUCGUACAACAAAUUUAGUAUCAUGGGCUCAACGAAACAAGAUAUUUUAUACGGGGUUUACCAAUGUCGUGGCGAUCUAUCGAUGCCCGAUUGCGCCACUUGUGUAGCCAAAGCAGUGAGUUCAAUUGGCAAACUUUGUUCACAAAAUUGUGGUGGUGCAUUGCAAUUACAAGGAUGUUUUGUUAAGUAUGACAACACUUCAUUUCUUGGUGUUGAGGACAAAACUUGUGUGUUGAAUAAAUGUGGGCCUUCUAAUGGGCUUAUUGAUGGGAAUUCUGUGGGCCGGGUUUUGACAAGUUUGAAUGGGGCUGGUGGGCUUUUUAGAAUUGGUGGGUCAUUAGAUGUACAUGGUGUGGCCCAAUGUGUUGGUGAUUUGAGUAUGGGCCAAUGUCAAGAUUGUUUAUCGGAGGCGAUCGGACGGUUGAAAAAUGAGUGUGGCGGUGCGUCAUAUGGGAAUAUGUUUUUGGGAAAAUGUUAUGCUAGGUUUACUACGAGGGGAGAUUUUGAAUCCAAAUCUAAUCAUGGUUCUCAUCAUUUUGAGAAUGAGAAGACAUUUGCACUUAUCAUUGGAUUAUUAGCUGGUGUUGCUCUUCUCAUCAUUUUCUUAACAUUUUUAAGAAGAAUAUUUGGACGAAAUGGUAAAUAAAGAAUAUACAUACACGAUCAACGUCAACUUGCAUUCUUUAUUUGAAAUGAGGACUUUAUGAAAGAAAGAUGAAUUAUAGAGAUGUGGACCAUAAAGAAAAAAAAGUUGAAAAGGGAGAAAGUCAUGAACUUUAACAAAGUGACAUUGUUUAGAAAUUUAAAAGAAAUUUCAAUUGCAUAUGCUUUUGUGAAGUUUUAUUUGGAUAUGUUUUCAUGUGAGACAUUUGAUUAUUAUAAAGUAUAUUUU
This is a messenger RNA of Solanum tuberosum (potato), 1147 nucleotides long. RefSeq names its product cysteine-rich repeat secretory protein 60-like. Lineage: Eukaryota; Viridiplantae; Streptophyta; Magnoliopsida; Solanales; Solanaceae. The record is from RefSeq and is a predicted model, not a curated record. The coding region runs from base 56 to 901 and encodes 281 amino acids. The transcript is spliced from 3 exons. Gene Ontology annotation, cellular component: plasmodesma.